AUGCCCAGAAACUGGUUUUCCAGCAAACGCGACGUCAAGUACGACAACUUCACGGAAGCAGUCCCAAGAAUAUGGGCCUGUCUCAGGUUGGAAGCAAAGUUGCCGGCAGGAAUGAUCGGGUCGGGAGUCAUAGAAACAGACCUUCCUGAUGGAAUGAACUUGAUUCUUUUGGUUGGCGACCGCAUCAAGUAUUCCUGGGCGGGUCUCGAGCUUCGUUUCAGAGACGACGACAGAAUCUUUCUUUCCUCCUUGGCAGGAUCAAAGUCGUCUUUCCAUUUGGGCUCGUUGUUGAUCAGCUUGACGCUCUCGAGAUCAAUGCUGUCCUGA
Molecule: messenger RNA, 327 nt
Organism: Ogataea philodendri
Lineage: Eukaryota; Fungi; Ascomycota; Pichiomycetes; Pichiales; Pichiaceae
Exons: 1
Coding region: 1-327 (108 amino acids)
Source: RefSeq, a predicted model, not a curated record